UUCCAACUAUUUGGCCGGGACACGCCUGUGUACAAAAUUAGGCCAUUGAGAGCCGCUAGAUUCAGUCUACUUGUUCUUUACUUACAACAUCGUUGUAUUUUCUGUAGGCUGGCAUAUCUGUAGAUUGUAGUCGAAAUUUAAAGUAUGUGAAAACAGUCGUAGCAGAAUGUUUUAGAUUGCUGUGCUAUAUGCAAUCUCGUUGUUCUAAUUGCCUGUCAACAGGAAAACGGAAGUUGUAAAGUAAGUAAGGAUACCACAACGCGGAGCUGUCGCUGUGUGCGCGAUGUGCAGCGAAGUGAGCCGCUUGGAUUGUGUAUUGGGAUCAUAUUCAUGUGCUUUUUUUCUUGGAUGUUGAUUUUCUCGAGACCUUUUCAAAUAAAAUAUAUUAUCAGUUUCCGAGGACUGUGGACAGCGACGGAAAAAAGAGACAUAAAAAAGACGACAUUAAGUUGCACGUUUUAUGGAGUAAGAUUUCGUUAAAUGUCGUGAGGGAUAACUCUUCAUCAUUGCGUGCAUUUGGGACGUGUUUUCUCCCACUGAUUUUAGAUGAAUGGUUGCCCCGGGUCUCUGCUCGUAAUGUGAGGCUCCCAGCCAAGGACAUCUCUGUAGAAGAAGGGGUGUUCGUCACUUGGAGUGCAUUUAGCGUAAAUCAUUUUGCUGCCAACAAAAGUCUUACCUUUUUUUUGUCCCCGCCAUGUGAUAAAUCCUGAAACUGUUAACCGGUGUUGGAAUAGCAGCCAGUAGUAUAAAUAAAUACAGCUGUAGUGUGUGUGUGUGUGUAUAUACCGGUCAGUGACCUACUAUGGCUCGUGUGCUUUGUUUUGCCAUACUGACCAACGACCGCAGGUCAGUUUGCUGGGCGGGCGGUGUCCUGGAGGGAAAGGUCACUCUGGACAUCAGCACGCCAUUGCCUGUCAGAGGGGUACGAAUGACGUUUUAUGGUGAAGGCCGCGUUGAGUGGGCAGAAGGAUCACCCGUGCCACACAUGAACCGACUAGCCAAGCAGCGUAGGAAGGCCUGGAAGAACGUCAGAACGAUUGCAGACACCGAGAUCUACUCAAAGACCACAACUAUCCUGUAUGGGGCUGACCCAGAGAGUACCUACAUGCACGUUCUCCCCGCUGGAAACCACUGCAUGCCCUUUGAACUUCCAGUGCCGUCUGAUCUGCCAUCAUCCUACGAGGGUUGUCAUGGUUACGUGCGUUACUGGCUGGAGUGUGUCCUUGACGUCAUUGGUCACGUGGAACAAAUCACCAAGAAAGCCUUUACUGUCAUAAGCAAAUACAAUCUAAACACAGACCCCAUAGCCGAGAAAGAGAUCAAGAGGAGAGAAGAAGUAUCUGUCUGCUGUGGUUGUGGUGCUCCGGGCUUUUUCGACAUUCGCUACUUUGUCAGUCGCCAUGGCUACGUACCUGGGGAGAAAAUGAUGGUUGACAUCAGGACAAGAAACUUCACCAACAGUAUCGUACAUCUCUUUCUCCGGUUUAAAACGACCACCACAUACCACGCGAAGGGCAAGCAGGUGAAGGUGGAUAAGAAACUCCACGAAGGUGAGAAAACGCUAGAGUCUGCAGAGAGCCUCAAAUGGAACCCCGAAAUUCCAGUGCCGCCAUUGCCCCCGACUGGACUUGGAGGCAGUCGCGUUAUAGACGUGCGAUAUUGGUUGGAGGUAGAGAUGUACUCUGACGCCUCUUUCACGGACUCCAUACAUUUCGUGGAUGAGAUCAGGAUAGGGACAUUGCCUCUGGACCACGUGACAACAGCCCUACCUGUGACUCAGCAGCCGGGCGGAAAAAGCACGCGAUCGGGCUUGCUUCCCAUUGGUUAUCCAACACCUGAAGUCCGUGCCUUGCCGGCUCCAGGACCUGCUGUGGUCCCUCGGAAUGAUGUUCUUAACUGGACUCCGAGUGAUGGCACUUCAGGAGGAUCAGCCAAUCGAGUUCAUGCUUACAAUGGCCAUGUGGUGCACCACAGCCUAUCAACAUCGUCGAAUUCAUUAGCAUGGUGAAGGGCUACAUUUCAGUUACUGUUUUAAGGAAUGCAAUCUAUUUUAUUCCUCCUACCUCUUGUUUGUCCCUGAGAAAGAAGCAGAAAGUAUCUCAACAGUGAUUAAGGCCACAUGAAGAAAAUAGUGUUUUCAAUAGUCACUCUGAGUGCCGAUCUCUGUGGCUGUGGCAAAGGCACAAGGGUGGCUUGAAAUGUUUUUGGUGGAGCUUCCCUUCAGGGCUUUGUCAACGAUUACCUUCCCUUUUUAACUUACAAGACUCAUCCAGGAGACUCCUGAAUUAUUGCGAAGACAUAGGCGUCCUGUGUGUAUAAAGUCACAUGUUAAGAAUACAGAGUAGUGUUUAGGAAUUGCAAGCCAUAUUUUGACGUACUACAUGUGUAAUAUAAAUUGUAAUGUAAUUUGUCUUUUGUUUACACGCAUCCCCCAUUGACACAAUUUAGAUUUUUUUUGACGUUAGGGAUACAACG
This is a messenger RNA of Aplysia californica (California sea hare), 2475 nucleotides long. RefSeq names its product arrestin domain-containing protein 17. The transcript has 7 exons. The coding region runs from base 803 to 2008 and encodes 401 amino acids. The record is from RefSeq and is a predicted model, not a curated record. Gene Ontology annotation, biological process: protein transport. Gene Ontology annotation, cellular component: cytoplasm. Lineage: Eukaryota; Metazoa; Mollusca; Gastropoda; Aplysiida; Aplysiidae.